AUGGAUUUCGCUUACGACCACAUCCAAGAGGAGAUCCUAGCUUCCAACCAAUCCGACAAGCACGAAGACGGAAACCCCUCCACCGACUCAAAGAACAUAGACCUCGGCGCCGAAUUCGAAGAGACCUUUCGCGCCUUUUCCAACAGUCCCUGGGGCGCCAAGAUUGGUGGUCUGUGGAGUAAUGUGCGGAAACAAGGCGAGAGCUAUUAUGAAGGUGCCAGACAGGAGUAUGCUGCGGUGAGCGAGGAGGCUACCAAGGGCUUCUCUGGUCUACGCGAUAGUAUUGUCGAUAGAACCAAGGGGAUUUCGCUGGGCGGUGCUUUAUCGGCGAUUUCUCCGGGAAACGAGGAAGCAUCGGGUGACUCUACGACCAAAACUGCAGAUGACGAAAACAAGGAUGAAGGCGAAUCGAAGGACCAGACACAACACGAAGAAGCCGAAGGGUUUAUUUCAAGGUUCCGUGCCGAAGCCGCGAAGAGACUGAAGGAAAUUGAAAAAGCCGAGGACGCAGCCGACGAAGCACUUAUCAGAUUCGGUACGAAUGUUCGCAAUUUCCUACGAGAUGCCGUGAGUAUCGCUCCGCCGGAACAAGGGUCCGACAAAGUACUUUUCGAGAGCAAGGAUUCGGAGGGGAAACGCGUGUUUCAUGCUACUCGCCUUGAAGCUCAGUUACAUGCUAUUCAUACGAAUUUGGAAGGUCUGAAAAAGAACCCGGAUACCGAGCAAUGGACCGAAUUCAACAAAGAGUUCAAUGUGGAGAGCAAGACGGAUGAUAUCACCAAGGAUUUGGAACAAUACCCUGAGCUACGACGUGCUAUGGAGAAGCUUGUUCCGGAGACUGUUGAUUAUAGCGAGUUCUGGUCGCGGUAUUAUUUCCUCCGUCUGGCUGUUGAGACGGAGGAGCAGAAGCGCAAGGAAUUACUAAAGGGCGCUCAUAAAGCCGCCGACGAAGAAGAAGUCGGCUGGGACGAAGACUCCGACUCCGAAUCCGAAUCUCCAUCCACCCCCCACGUGAAAUCCAAGCCGAGCGCCGCGUCCUCCCAAAACCUUACCGUUGUCAACGACUCCAACCUCUUGAGCGAACCCCGUCGAUCCCACGAUCAGCAUUCCCAACCCGAUAGUGAAUCAAGCUACGACGUUGUCAGUGGUGCUACAAGUCAGMCUCCCGCCAGUCCGCGCGAAAAGUCCUCUGCAAAGGUCGAGGAAAGUGAUGAAGAUUGGGAAUAA
Molecule: messenger RNA, 1227 nt
Organism: Talaromyces amestolkiae
Lineage: Eukaryota; Fungi; Ascomycota; Eurotiomycetes; Eurotiales; Trichocomaceae
Exons: 2
Coding region: 1-1227 (408 amino acids)
Cellular component (GO): cytoplasm
Source: RefSeq, a predicted model, not a curated record